Molecule: messenger RNA, 2268 nt
Organism: Condylura cristata (star-nosed mole)
Lineage: Eukaryota; Metazoa; Chordata; Mammalia; Eulipotyphla; Talpidae
Gene: ZYG11A
Product: zyg-11 family member A, cell cycle regulator
Exons: 14
Coding region: 1-2268 (755 amino acids)
Cellular component (GO): Cul2-RING ubiquitin ligase complex
Source: RefSeq, a predicted model, not a curated record
AUGGUUCACUUCUUACACCCUGGCCUCACGCCCCGCGUUCUCGUCACUCCCGACGCUCAGAGGGAUGCUCUGAGCCGCUGCGUGUUGCAGGAGGAAUCAUCUCCCUAUUCUUUGGUUAACAUCUGCCUAAAUGUCCUGAUUGCUAACCUGGAGAAGUUAUGUUCUGAAAGAUCUGAUGGAACUCUGGGUCUUCCAGCACAUUGGAGUUUACCUCAGGAAAUAGCUGAUCAAUUCCUAGGAGUGAUGACUUGGCAAGGUAAGCUGACUGAUAGAACAGCAAGCAUUUUUCAAGGCAGCCAGAUGAAACUGAAGCUGGUUAACAUUCAGAAAGCUAAAAUCUCUACAGCUACAUUUGUAAAAGCGUUCUGUCAUCACAAGUUCACUGAAUUGGAUGCUACUGCAGUGCACACUGACCUCCUAGUCCCAGACAUCCUAAAUGGUCUCUGCAGCAAUAGUUGGAUCCAACAAAACCUUCAUAGUCUACUACUGGACUCAGCAUGCAACCCUCAAGAUUCAAGACUAUCGGUUUUUGGUCAGCUCACUGGUCUUCGUGUUCUAAGUGUUUUCAACGUUUGUUUUCAUAGUGAAGACUUAGCUAAUGUUUCUCAGUUACCAAGACUAGAAAGUUUGGAUAUCUCCAAUACUCUAGUCACUAACAUCUCUGCACUCCUUAACUGUAAGGAUCGACUCAAAUCUCUCACAAUGCACUAUCUGAAAUGCCUGGCCAUGACUAAACCACAAAUUCUAGCUGUCAUUAGAGAACUUAAAUGUCUGCUUCACCUUGAUAUUUCUGAUCACAGGCAGCACAAAUCAGACCUAGCUUUUCAUUUGCUACAACAGAAGGAUAUUCUGCCUAAUAUUGUGUCACUGGAUAUUUCGGGUGGCAUCAGUAUCACCGAUGGAUUCGUAGAACUGUUCGUACGACAACGACCCACGAUGCAGUUUGUGGGACUGUUGGCUACAGAUGCUGGCUAUUCUGACUUCUUUACUACCAAGCAAGGCUUAAGGGUUGCUGGAGGAGCCAAUAUGAAUCAGAUUUCAGAAGCAUUGAAUCGAUACAAGAAUAGAUCUUGUUUUAUGAAGGAAGCCCUUUGUAGGCUCUUAACAGAAACAUUUUCAAUGCAAGUAACCAUGCCAGCUAUUUUAAAGCUUGUGGCUGUAGGAAUGAGGAAUCAUCCAUUGGAUUUGAUAUUGCAAUUCACAGCCAGUGCUUGUACCCUCAACUUAACACGCCAGGGCCUGGCCAGGGGGAUGCCUGUUCGUCUCUUGUCAGAAGUCACCUGUUUACUUCUCAAGGCUCUGAAAAAUUUCCCCCAUUACCAGCAGUUACAGAAGAAUUGUCUUCUCUCCUUAACCAAUUCCAGGAUUCUUGUGGAUGUUCCAUUUGACAGGUUAGAUGCUGCCAAGUUUGUCAUGAGGUGGCUCUGUAAACAUGAAAACCCCAAGAUGCAAACAAUGGCAGUGAGCAUCAUCUCUAUUCUAGCUCUGCAGCUGUCACCUGAGCAAACUGCCCAACUUACAGACCUUUUCACGGCAAUCAAGGAACUUCUAGCUAUAGUAAAACAAAAGACUACUGAGAAGUUAGAUGAUGUCACCUUCUUGUUUACUUUGAAAGCCCUUUGGAAUCUUACAGAUGAGUCUCCAACUGCUUGCAAGCACUUUAUUGAAAAUCAAGGAUUGCCAGUCAUCAUUCAAGUUUUGGAGACUUUUUCAGAAUCAGCAAUACAAAGCAAAGUACUCGGUCUUUUGAACAACAUAGCUGAGGUCAGAGAACUCUCUUCCACUCUGAUGAUUGAUGAUGUGGUCACUCAUGUCAGCAAUUUGCUACAUAGCAAAGAAAUAGAAGUCAGUUAUUUUGCUGCAGGCAUCAUAGCCCACCUGACAUUGGACAGGCAGCCCUGGCUAUCUCGUGACCUGCAAAGGAGUGCCCUUCUCCAGGAUCUGUAUACAACUAUCCAGAACUGGCCAAGUUCAAGUUGCAAGAUGACAGCAUUGGUGACUUACAGAUCCUUCAAGGCAUUUUUCCCACUUCUUGGCAACUUCUCUCAACCAGAGGCUCAGCUCUGGGCAUUAUGGGCUCUAUAUCAUGUCUGCAGUAAAAAUCCCAGCAAAUACUGCAAAAUGUUAGUCGAAGAAAGAGGAUUGCAGCUGUUGUGUGACAUCCAGGAGCACAGUGAGGCACACACCCAAGCACAUCAGAUUGCAACCUCCAUUCUAGAUGAUUUCAAAAUGUAUUUCAUGAAUUAUCAGAGAUCCCUUUUAUGUUGA